Molecule: messenger RNA, 1890 nt
Organism: Cladophialophora immunda
Lineage: Eukaryota; Fungi; Ascomycota; Eurotiomycetes; Chaetothyriales; Herpotrichiellaceae
Exons: 2
Coding region: 177-1565 (462 amino acids)
Biological process (GO): mitochondrial transmembrane transport
Source: RefSeq, a predicted model, not a curated record
GCAGCUCAAUUUCUCAUCCAUGCACCAGCCAAAAGUCUCCCAUGUCAUAAUUGCCUCCUCACGCCCUUCGUCCUAUAUCUUCUACCUAGACAGAUGCACGAGCCUUGAGACUGAUCCCGUACAAAACAAGCUCUGCUCUGCAUCAGUCUGCACUCGUCUAGGCUUCUCCGGCUUGAAUGUCCUACUCAUUCACUGCGGAACCUGCGCAGUCGCUUGACGAGCAUCCCCUCUCUCAACACGCGCUUGGUCACGAUGCCCAACAACAACCACAAACAGAGGGACAACGGCAUGACAGAGUACCGGUCUCGCAACAGGAUACCGGCAACAUGUCAGGCUCUAAUACCAUUGAGAUAACCACCACUCAACGCAUGAUCUCCGCCACCUGGGGGAGUAUCUUGACCUCACUGCUUGUAACACCGCUCGAUGUUGUGCGUGUACGGUUGCAAUCGCAGCAAGCUCCUCCGCCCUCGAAUCUCUCCCGUUUCCCUGCCUAUUCUACAAACUUCAAACAGCUUCCGCCCGAUCUCGGCGUCAACUCAUGUUGUCGAGAGGUGUUUUUUGUCGGAAACAAUGGUCAGUUCUGCCUUGCAGGAAACGGCUCCGCACAGGGGUCAUCAGCACUCGCAGCUGAAUGUGCCGUUGAAGAAACACAGCGGAAGACCUUCAAUUCAACCCUUGACGGCCUGAAGAAGAUUGCAAGGAACGAAGGCUAUUCAACGUUGUGGCGGGGGCUCUCUCCGACGUUGCUGAUGGCCAUUCCUGCCAACGUCAUUUACUUCACGGGCUACGACUGGCUCCGCUACCACCACAACAGUCCCAUCAGGAAGAUCUCGUCCGACACCUACGCCCCUCUCGUUGCCGGUUCCAUCGCGCGAGUAGCAGCUGCCAUUGCAGUCUCACCCAUCGAAAUGUUCCGAACUCGGAUGCAAGCGGUCUCUGGGAUCGACACGGGCGUAUUCAAAGAAACGCUACUUGGCUUGCACCGGAUGACGCAGACCCAGGGAUACACCUCCCUAUGGCGUGGGUUGACCCUAACCAUGUGGCGAGAUGUGCCCUUUUCCGGCAUCUAUUGGUGGGGAUACGAAGCAAUCCGGAAUAAAUUGACUGAUGCUCGACAAUUGGCGAACGGCCAACAUCUUGACCCUGCCCGCUCCAUGACCGGUGGACGAACAGCUCAAGCUCUCGAAAACCACACAACCACUUUUGUCGACAGCUUCGUCGCUGGCGCAGGUUCCGGUGCGGUUGCUGCUUUCGUCACCACUCCCUUCGAUGUCGGCAAGACUCGUCAGCAAGUUUAUCACCAUGCCGGAGACGACGCCCCCUCCGUGGUGGCCGCAAGAGAGGCUGCCAAAGCCGGCAAACAUAUUCCAGAGGAAUUGUCGAUACCACGCUUUCUGUACCACAUUUUCACCGAGGAAGGCAUGAGUGGACUAUUCAAGGGAUGGGCGGCACGAUGUUUAAAAGUGGCACCCGCAUGCGCAAUUAUGAUCAGCAGCUAUGAAGUGGGCAAGAAGUGGGCCAAGACGGUGAACGAAAAGAAGGAAGAGAGGAAGGCUAUGUCUUGAUUUCUCGAGGUCGAGCAGAUUCCUAUCUCAGGAAGGAAAAGGGCGAAUUGUUUUCGUGACGACUAUGAGUUCAUUCAAUGAAUUGUACCACUAUCAGCGGCCUGGUUUUCGGCCCUCUAAUGUACAGCACUGGGCGCGGCGUUGGCGGAAUUCUUCUUAGCUAGAGCAUCAUGAACUCCACUGGCGAAGGGAAGAGCGCAUUACAAGGUGAUGCCGUUCAAUUUCACUCUCCGUUCUAUGCAUGCUUGUCCCCUAUGGCAGUCUUUUGUUCCUGGUGAUAACUCCGUGAAGUAAGCGCUGCGAGAUCGUCAAAAAUCAAUCCCAC